Aspergillus bombycis is the source of this 840-nucleotide messenger RNA. RefSeq lists its product as uncharacterized. The transcript has a single exon. Bases 1 to 840 code for a protein of 279 amino acids. NCBI's taxonomy places the organism in Eukaryota, Fungi, Ascomycota, Eurotiomycetes, Eurotiales, Aspergillaceae. The record is from RefSeq and is a predicted model, not a curated record.
AUGGCAACCCACACCGACGAAGAGUCUACUCUUCCCCCCAACAACCCCAUCAUCAUCAGCACCGGUGAAGUCCUCUCUCUUCUGGGAGCCAUCAUAACUCUGAAGCUUCUCCACGCCAUCGCAUUCCUAUUUCGCCUGGACAAGAGCCGCAGACGACCACUGAAAAACCCAGUCACUCGAGCUAUUGUUCGCCGAGAGCAACUGAUCAUUGAUAUUUUCUUAUCCAUCAUGCCCGAGGGUGUCUUCCGCUCGCCCACAAUUCGGGAUGCAAUCGAGAUAGCACCUUUUCCAGCAGUCGAUGGCCCUGCCGAUGAGAGCCGGAUAUCGUCUGAGGUGCAGAGUCCUCUUAUUCAUACCUCACCCGGUAUACCAACUGGAUUCCGUCUGUGGCAGUGUGGGUCAAGCCGCAGCGUGGAACCUUUGCCUCCCAGCCCUCAACUCUCAGGACCAGCAAGCCAAAGCAGCAGUACACAACGGUUACUCUGCGCCAACGAAGAAGAACAAAGACUCUUGUCUGUCACUCAUGCUGGGUCUCCUCACGUGAAUCAGUACAGCGUGUCUACUUUGGACCCAGAAUAUGCUACGUUCCGGGCUGAGAGACCGCGCUUGAGUCCUGUCGGUCGGCCGUGGUCUGUUGACCCUGUUGGGUCGGCCCUUGCGAACGACUCGCAUGCGACCUUGAAAAUAGAGGUGGUGUCAAGAUCUUCUCGGUCGACGGAGAGUUUUCCGGGAAGAUUUUCUAUCAGUGAAGGGUCGUAUGGUAAUACUUUGUCCAUGACACCCCUCUGUACAAGAGGUCGGAGUGCGACUUCUGUGCGGCCGUUUUCGGACCUGUCAUAG